Messenger RNA from Monodelphis domestica (gray short-tailed opossum), 4794 nucleotides. It is a transcript of the gene SLC35E1, whose product is annotated as solute carrier family 35 member E1. The record is from RefSeq and is a predicted model, not a curated record. NCBI's taxonomy places the organism in Eukaryota, Metazoa, Chordata, Mammalia, Didelphimorphia, Didelphidae.
UCGGCCCCGCCCCGCCCCCGGCCGGCGCGCGGGGUCCCGAGCCGGCCCCGGAGCUGCAGGAUGGCGGCGGCGUCUGCUGUCUCGGUGACGGCUUCGGCGGCGGGUGGCGGGUCGGUUGGCGGCGCGCGGGGUGCCGGGGCUGGGGCGCGGGAGGGCGCGCGGGUGGCGGCACUGUGCCUGCUGUGGUACGCGCUGAGCGCGGGCGGGAACGUGGUGAACAAGAUCAUCCUGAGCGGCUUCCCCUUCCCCGUGACCGUGUCGCUCUGCCACAUCCUGGCGCUGUGCGCGGGGCUCCCUCCUCUGCUGCGGGCCUGGCGCAUUCCGCCCGCGCGCGGCCCGGGGCCCGGCUCCGGCCCCAGUGGGGUCGCAGGCGCGGACCCACUGCCGCCCCGCUUUUACCCGCGAUACGUGCUCCCACUCGCCUUCGGCAAGUAUUUCGCUUCGGUGUCGGCUCAUUUUAGCAUCUGGAAGGUGCCCGUGUCCUACGCGCACACCGUGAAGGCAACCAUGCCAAUCUGGGUGGUGCUGCUGUCCCGGAUCAUCAUGAAGGAGAAGCAGAGCACCAAGGUAUAUUUAUCCUUGAUCCCCAUCAUCAGUGGUGUCUUGUUAGCCACAGUCACUGAGUUGUCCUUUGACAUGUGGGGACUCAUCAGUGCUCUGGCAGCUACCCUCUGCUUUUCCUUACAGAACAUAUUUUCCAAAAAGGUGCUGAGAGAUUCACGGAUCCAUCAUCUUCGGUUGUUGAACAUACUUGGAUGUCAUGCUGUCUUUUUUAUGAUUCCAACAUGGGUUCUGGUUGACCUUUCUUCUUUCUUAGUAGAGAAUGACCUGAAUUCGAUUUCCCAGUGGCCCUGGACUUUAAUGCUGCUAAUAGUCAGCGGAUUUUGUAACUUUGCACAGAAUGUCAUUGCUUUUAGUAUUCUUAAUUUGAUCAGCCCAUUGAGUUAUUCUGUUGCAAAUGCCACAAAAAGGAUCAUGGUUAUCACAGUAUCCCUCAUAAUGCUACGCAACCCAGUUACCAGCACUAAUGUUCUGGGCAUGAUGACAGCUAUCUUAGGCGUCUUCUUGUAUAAUAAGACCAAGUAUGAUGCAAAUCAAGAGGCCAAGAAGCAUCUUCUUCCCGUAGUGACCGGAGACCUCGGAAAUCCUGAUCACCAUAGGAACCCACCGGAGAAAUCUCAGAAUGGAAUCGUUUUCCCUCAGCAUGGGGACUAUCACUAUGGCCGAACCAGCAUCUUUACAGACCAUUUUCAGUACAACAGGCAAAACUAUCCAAACACAUACAAUUUAAAUCACUAUGAUGUAUAGAAUUUAGAAGACAGGUAGAGACUGUUAAGAGAUUACUUUUCCCCCAAGCAGUAUCAGAAACUUCUGACACACCAGUGAAUUCAGAAUCAUAGAAUGUACUUCUCCUGCAGAUGGGAAGGUGCAUGAUUGUCAGUGACCCAAGUGUUAUCUUCUGCUAAACACAUUCUUAUGCAUGGAGCACCUUCCAUAGGGAUCCAGGAGCAGGGAGUACACCUGCAAUACAAGAGUUUUGGGUUCUGAUGAAAAGUAAACUUUCAAACUCCAGGAGAGGGAUUUAUGCUUGCUGUAUUGUCUUGGAGUUUGUUACCUGAGGAUUGUGUUGAUAGGAAAAUUGUGGCCAGUAUUACUUUUCUGUGCUUAAUUUUCUGAAGCCAUGUGUUUCAAAGUUAACAUCUUUGCUUUCUAAAUGAAGUUACUUGAGAUCCUUUUUGAAAAAUUUAAAUUACUCUGUAUACUCUUCAUGGGUUGGCAUUUGGCUAUUUGUUCGUGGUAUCAUGGGCAAGGAUUGUGCUUGAGUCUCUAGAAACCAAAGUUUGAAUUGCACUACUUGAACAUAUCUAGGUCACAAUUACAUGUGUGGUAAAUGGGUGUGGUUGGUAGAAAUUUGUGACUCCAUUUCAGUGGUUUCUAUAGACUGUCAAAAAGGAGGGAUUUUUAUUUAAUCAAAAAUGGGCCAGUGCUAAAACAAUUUUCUUAAUGGCUAUGAAUAAUAUCUCUUCAAAUACAAGGAAAAGCCGAGUGGUUUACCAAGACAUUGUGACAAUCCAUUUGUUAUCUUUGAUAAAUGUAAAAACACGAAAAUCAAUGGACUGGACUUUCCAUCCUGACUAGCAUUUGUUUCCGUUGCUGGGCAUGUUCAGCCUGAUUCUUUGACCUGAAAUUCCGAAGUUGCACUGACUCCCAUCCAUCAAUAAAAGGAAGUUUAUCUCUUCUUCCAUAGUAGGAGAGAGCAGAAUAUUUUUUUCUCAUUGAUGGCUUUAAGUGGUAGCAGCAAGGGGGGAGUAUCUUUGCAGGUCUUCCCUAAUUAAUGAAAGGCACAUUAAGAAAUAAUAAUUGGUGCUUUAAACAACUUUUUCCCCAGGAUUUGUCAUUUCCCUGCAGUUGAAUUGUGCAAAGAUUUGGCAGAUAGAUGCUGCCAAAUGAAGCUUUGUUUUUAUAGGAAGGAUUUUGCACUUUCUACAGAUGAUUUUGUAAAUGUGUGUCUGUAACCUGGGCCCUCUGACUCCUUCUUAAGUCUAAAGCCCUUUGCUUUCAAGUGUUUCAUAACAAGGAUCUAUUGGUAAUAAAUAUUUGCCGGAUACAUUUCUUUAUAUAGUGGGAAAGAGUCACUUUGCAGCUUUGUGUCUGAGUACUGUAAUCAGGGAAAAAUAGAAAGGAAUCAAGAAUACUCUGCAAGUUUGUUUUACUCUUUCCUAAUAGAAAUGAUCAAAGUGUGUUGAAUGUUUCUAAUUGUAUUAUUCAGAAUCAUGUCUCCCUAAUGGGAUGGAAGGUUGAAAUUAAACUUUGGUUUUUUAAAACAUACAAGUGAAGAAAACAUUUUGACCAGGAUUAAGAACUUAGACUUUAGGUUCUGGGUAAUGAAAAUAACAGUAGAGCCCCAAUUUAAAGCAGCUGGCUCUUCAUGGAUUUGGCUCUAAUAUAGAUAUGUCUGUUUUGUCUUACUCUUUUCAACUUCCUAAUAAUUAUUGCAAUUUGAAAAAGGCUGCUAGAAUGGGAUUAGCCCAGGUGGUCAGCAUUAAUCCUGUCCUAUGCCACUGGCCGUCUACAGGAGUAAUGUUCUUAGUGAUAAACUCUUAGCUCAAACUUUGGCUUCCUUGUGAAAUACCCAUUGGGUCCUUCAGUGGAUCCUCAUUGAUUAGUAAUGCUAUAGAUUAGAAGUGUCACACAUUCAGCCGAAAGCAGUCUUGAGUGCACCCAAUCCAGAUUGAAAUAUAAUUGGGAAAUAUUUAACAAAAUAAAUAAAAAUGCAUUAAAGCAUAUAAUACAUCUUAAAACUAUGUCAAUAUGUGGCCCACAGGGAUCCUUAUGUAUAUGGAUAAGUGGCUCCAUUUUCCUUGAGUUUGACAUCCCUGCUGUAGAUGACAAUUCAUCUAGACCUUUCUGUCCGCUGCCAUUCGUCACCAUUAACAGGAUUUACCUAAUGUCCUGAUGACCUUCCUUCCUUCCUUCCUAUAGAUAGUGAGGUAUUUCAUAGAAACCAGGGCAGCAUUUGAGUUGUUCAUCUUUUAUUCUUCCUUUUUGGUACAUGCUCAGCCAUACCACCUUUUCUGCUAAUACUUGGGAUAGAAUGAGGUCUUUUCUUUAUAGAGGGAGAGACACUGGCAACAGUCACCUCAUUGACACAAUAGACAUACAUAUUAAGAAAUUUAAUUUUUCCUUCUUGCUUCUGUUAUACUAAUGAAAUAACGCAAUCAACUUCUUGUGUAUUCUUUUGCAUGAAAAUGAGCCAGUAUUGUAUCCUACAUUUGAAUCCAAUUUUUAGGACUCUAGUUUUUUAUAGUAAGUAUGGUAGAUCACAAAUAAAAUCUGUCAAAAGAGUUGUAAGGUCCCAGCACUGCUUACAAUCCUCCCUGUCCAGGAUGGACUUUUAUAUGCUGCAAUUUUAGGGUGACCUUUUCCUUAUGGCUCAGCCCUCUGCUUCUACUUCAUGUAGAUAGUGAAAAGCACUUCCCAAGUUUCUUCAUGAUGGGAGUUGGAUCUAAACAUAGGUUUUUUUCCUUUUUAGCAGCAUUUGAGCAAUACUGACAUAAUCUAGUUAAAACAAAAGUAGUGUUUCUCCUUUCACCAUUUGAUUUCUUGAACACAGUAAUGCAACUCCAAAAAAAGUCCAGAUAAAAGGAAGUUUCUGAUAUUAUUGCAGUUUGUAUUUUAACUUAAUUUUUUAAUGCAGGAUCUUAUGUGGGUGAGGUAAAACAGCUGUUAAAUACCAUGUAUAAAUUAAUGAGUGGUCUCUAACUCUGUACAUCAACUUGUAGCAGGUACUUACACUGGAAUGAAAGGACUCUAGGGACACGGUCAAACAAAAUAUUCCUCAUCAUCACAUCAAAGGAAAGAAAAUAAAUCUUUUAAGAUUGUAAUGUUGCUCAAAGUACAUACCUUUUAAGUAGAGCAUUAGUUGUGUUGAGACUGAUAUUUUAAGAUAAUUUCUGUCUAUGUAAUUUUUACAUGAGGAAAGGGAAAACUUACUGUAAGUAGUUAAGCUUCUACAGCUUUUCUAUCUUGUCCUCAUUUUGUUAUGUAUCUUAACACAGUCAUAAAAGAAAACAUUUGUUUGCCCUGGAAAAUAAGACAUAGGAUUAUUAUAAUAUUCAUAGAGACAAACAUUAUUUAUAAAUACUUGAAAAUUUGCAGGCCUAUUUUAAUUAUGUUGAACCUGUUUUUCAGACCAAAAUGCUUCCAGAUUGUUGUGUGAAAGUGAAUUUUUCCAUGUUGUGUAUGUUCUACCAGUGGCAUUUACCACAAAAUAAAGAAGCCUCCACAGGGAAA